AUGGGCUCUCGGCUUGAUGCAAAUUCUCACGCAGUGCGCAAGCGCAUCGAAAAUCAUGACUUCCAUGAUGAGGCCGGCGAAGAGUACGAACCUUCGAAAUUCGGCGGUUUCAGCGAUUAUUUUCGGCGAAAGAAGAUCAAACUUCAGAAUCUCGAUGCUGAUAUCCGAGCAACUUCCGGCGACUGUCCCCAGAUAUUUCGUGGCGUUGUGGCUCAUGUAAAUGGAUAUACCCAGCCGUCUCUGCAAGACCUCCAUCGAAUCAUUGUCAGUCAUGGUGGAGGAUUCUUACAAUACUUGGAUGGAAAGACGGCGGCGACGCAUAUUAUUGCAAGUUCGCUGACGCCGAAGAAAUGCGAAGAGUUUCGACGGUAUCGCAUCGUUAAACCCGCGUGGGUCACAGAGAGCGUGGCAGCAGGUCGCUUGCUACCUUGGCACGACUAUCGAGUUGUUGACGAGGGUCAAUCUCAAAGAGUUUUGAAAUUUGGAGAUGCUCAAUUCACCAGUCAAGCCAACACUCCAAGAGGUGGUUACCGUGAUCAAUCCAAGUCAAGCUGGUAUAAUUCUCAAUUAAAGUCUGUUCCAGUGGCAGAUACACGCGAUGACACUUCAUCUGAUAUGCCCACGACGCCUUCGAGGCCGACCCGGCUGGGGGGCAUGGCUGAUGAGCACCGCAGUAUGACCUCUCAAGCCACACAAUCUGACUACGGGGAAUUCCCCAGCUUUGAGACUUUGGACGGGCAAGACAAGUCGGAGGCAAAAGAAGAGACUUCGGCGCCUCAGAAUGCGAACGAUGUACCAGGUGGACCAGCAUUACCGUCCAGUGGGGUUUUGACCCCGCGAAAUGUACGUACACGAAACACCGGCAGUCAAACACCUCAACGGCCAACAGAGACAAUGUCUCCCGGGAAGCAAAUGAGUCCCGCUAGUCUUCAGAUGACAUCGGAAGAAUACAACGCCCAACUGCUUGCCGAUCCUCGGAUGAGAAAAUCCAGCGUGGUCAACCCUGAAUUCCUGCAGCAAUACUAUAGGGAGUCUCGACUUCAUCAUUUGUCUACGUGGAAAGCGGACCUGAAAGCACAAUUACAGGCUGCAACCCGUGAGAAGGCAUUAUCUGGCACAACUCGGAGAAGACCAGUACCUGGGGCCAGAAGAUAUGUUCUUCACGUUGAUUUCGAUUCCUUCUUUGCAUCGGUUUCAAUUCUUAAGCAUCCGGAACUUCGCGAGAAGCCGGUUGCCAUCGCUCACGGGUCUGGAUCCGGCUCUGAGAUUGCAAGUUGCAAUUACGUUGCCCGGGCUCAGGGCGUUAAGAACGGCAUGUGGAUGAAGAGCGCCUUGCAAUCUUGCCCGAACCUUCAAGUGUUGCCCUACGACUUUCCUGCUUAUGAAGAUGCCAGUCGGAAAUUUUACAAUGCAGUUCUGUCCGUGGAUGGGGUUGUUCAAAGUGUCAGCAUUGAUGAAGCACUCCUAGAUGUGAGCAAUCAAUGUUUGGAUGCUGCGGGAUCAGAUGGCAAAUGCAUCUCAGAAGGGUCGAUUUAUCGCGAGCAGGCGAAAGCUGACCAAAUAGCGCAAAGCCUGCGUGACUCAAUAAAGGAAAAAACUGGUUGUGCUGUUUCUGUCGGAAUCGGCGGCAACAUUCUUCUGGCCAAGGUUGCGCUGAGAAAAGCAAAGCCUGCCGGGCAAUUUCACUUGAAACCUGACGAUGUACUGGGUUUCAUCGGAAACUUGACUGUCCAAGACCUUCCCGGUGUUGGUUACAGUCUUGGAUCGAAGCUCGAAGAGAUUGGAGUGAAAUACGUCAAGGAUGCAAGGGAAUUGACGAAAGAGAGGCUCUGCGCCAGUCUUGGUCCGAAAACGGGGACAAAAAUUUGGGAGUACGCCCGCGGCAUAGACAAGACGGAAGUGGGCAACGAAGUGAUCAGAAAAUCCGUGUCAGCGGAGGUCAACUGGGGCAUCCGUUUCACCAACCAAGAUCAGGCCGAGGAUUUCAUCAAAUCACUUUGCGAGGAGCUGGCUCGCCGAUUGGCAGAGAAUCUCGUCAGGGGAAGGCAACUCACAUUAAAGGUGAUGCGAAGGGCCUUGGACGCACCGCUGGAGCCAGUUAAACAUCUCGGUCAUGGCAAGUGCGAUAUCUUCAAUAAAAGUGUCGUUCUUGGAGUGGCCACCAUCGUUCCCGACGUCUUGGGAAAGGAGGCUGUUUCCAUGUUGCGGAGUCUCAACUUCUCUCCCGGCGACCUCAGAGGACUCGGUGUGCAGAUGACGAAACUUGAGCCACUGAAGAAUGGACCGUCAACUGCCAUUGAGGGCAGCCAACGGCAACUCAAUUUUUUCAAGUCGCCAUCACGCAAAUCCGUCCCAGCAGCGGAAGUUGAUCCGGAUGAAUUGGAGAGUCCUCGCAAGGGUGAUUCGGUGCGCAUUCAGGUCGAUCCAGUGCUAAGCAAUAGCGCUCACAAGCCGCUGAACAUCUCUGGAUCCCAAUUCAUCAUGCCCACCCAGGCAGACCCCAAGGUCAUAUCAGAGCUUCCAGUUGAUAUCAGGGCGAGACUCGUGGCUCAGGUUAAGCCUAGUGCGAGAUCCCCGCGAUCUGGCUCCCCUUGCCCACCGCCUCGCCGUCAAGGAGCUGAGACCACGGCCUCGGCACCCUUACCUCCUCAGUCACAGUUGGACCCGGAGACACUCGCUGCUCUGCCCGAAGACGUUCGUAAUGAGGUCCUUGGGUACUACAAUCAGCAACCUGCACCCACUGCAGAUGCUCAGCCUGUACAGGCGUUUUCGAACACAUCUACGGGGGUGACCCGUCGUGGAGUGCCUCCUGGUGGAGCAUUGAUGAUGCUUAAAAGGCCAGUAACUCCUCCCAAGAGAAGAAGAGGUCGUCCUCCCAAAUAUGCUUCGGCCACGAACAGAGCCUUGACUCGGACCACUACGGCUGCUCCGAGAGUAACUACAACCACAUCCUCAGUCGUUUCGAGGGGCUCGGGGCGAGACUCCAUGUCACGCCAGCAGUCGCCCGCGCUUGAAGAAGAGUCGGAGGUUUCGGAAGAUUUUCUUGCAGCUCUUCCGGAAGAUAUCAGGCAAGAGGUAAUAGAGGAGCAAAGACGCUCGCGUCUACGAAAAGCUCGCGCCUCUGCAGCUGUAGCUGCGCGUCCAGUCUCUCAGCCCCAGAAUUCCAGUUCGGCCGGUGCUCACCUCUCCGCACCUGCUGCCGAGAAGACAGUGCCACUCCCUCCACUCCCAGCUCGGCCUGUCUUUACCUCGCGUCGACUGUCCGAUUUGCCAGACCUCAGGAACGCGGUCAAGGCAUGGCAUUCGGCUUUUACGGCCGAGGGCCCAUAUGUGGAAGAUGUAGAGGUCCUCUGUACUUAUUUGCGGCGUGUGAUCAGUGAUGAGCAUGAUAUCGACAAGGCGGUCUCUGUGGUUCGAUGGCUCAUGUGGCUUGUGAGUGAGGAUAUGCUCGAUCGAAACAGAGAGCUUACUACGAGUCCACCUUCGGGUCAGGGUGAACAGGGCACUGUGACAUGGAAUGCCGCGAUCGGGAUGAUGCAACAGAGUGUGCAGGCCACGCUCGAGGGGAGAAAUAUACCACCGGUAGAUUUUGACUAG
Penicillium diatomitis is the source of this 3597-nucleotide messenger RNA. Its product is annotated as putative DNA damage repair protein Mus42. Gene Ontology annotation, cellular component: nucleus. The transcript has 2 exons. Lineage: Eukaryota; Fungi; Ascomycota; Eurotiomycetes; Eurotiales; Aspergillaceae. Gene Ontology annotation, biological process: error-prone translesion synthesis; error-free translesion synthesis. The coding region runs from base 1 to 3597 and encodes 1198 amino acids. The record is from RefSeq and is a predicted model, not a curated record. Gene Ontology annotation, molecular function: deoxycytidyl transferase activity; damaged DNA binding; DNA-directed DNA polymerase activity.